Acanthisitta chloris (rifleman) is the source of this 947-nucleotide messenger RNA. RefSeq names its product serine/threonine-protein phosphatase 2B catalytic subunit alpha isoform-like. Gene Ontology annotation, molecular function: calmodulin binding; calmodulin-dependent protein phosphatase activity. The record is from RefSeq and is a predicted model, not a curated record. NCBI's taxonomy places the organism in Eukaryota, Metazoa, Chordata, Aves, Passeriformes, Acanthisittidae. The annotation marks the transcript as partial. Gene Ontology annotation, biological process: calcineurin-NFAT signaling cascade. Gene Ontology annotation, cellular component: cytoplasm; cytosol; calcineurin complex. The transcript is spliced from 6 exons.
AUGUUAAACAAGGCCAAGUGCAAGGUCUUUGAUGUCGAUCGAGGCAAUCCCAAGCACAAAUACAGGCUGAGUGGAGAGUGGACUGAGAGGAACCCUGAGGUGGAGGACUUGGAGGUGUUGUUUGACGAGAAGUUUGUCGUGAGCUGGCAAUGUGUGCUUAUAGCCUGGAAAGCUAACUGUCCUGGAUUGCAUCACAAGACCCAUGACCAGCAGAUGGAGAGAGCUGUCCCAUUUCCUCCAAGUCAUCGGCUCACAGCUAAGGAAGUGUUUGACAAUGAUGGAAAACCGCGUGUGGAUAUCCUAAAGGCCCACCUUAUGAAAGAAGGGAGGCUGGAAGAGAGUGUUGCUUUGAGAAUAAUAACAGAGGGAGCUUCGAUUCUCCGCCAGGAAAAAAAUUUGCUGGACAUAGAUGCACCAGUCACAGUUUGUGGAGACAUCCAUGGUCAGUUCUUUGACUUGAUGAAACUGUUUGAAGUGGGAGGUUCUCCUGCCAACACGCGGUACCUCUUCCUGGGGGACUACGUGGACAGAGGGUACUUCAGCAUUGAAUGUGUGCUGUACUUGUGGGCCUUGAAAAUCCUUUACCCCAAAACACUGUUUUUACUUCGUGGGAAUCAUGAAUGUAGACAUUUAACAGAGUAUUUCACAUUUAAGCAAGAAUGUAAAAUCAAAUAUUCAGAACGUGUAUAUGAUGCCUGCAUGGAUGCCUUCGACUGCCUUCCCUUGGCUGCUCUGAUGAACCAACAAUUCCUGUGUGUACAUGGUGGCUUGUCUCCAGAGAUCAACACCUUAGAUGACAUCAGAAAAUUAGAUCGAUUCAAGGAACCACCUGCAUAUGGACCUAUGUGUGACAUCCUGUGGUCAGACCCGUUGGAGGACUUCGGAAACGAGAAGACUCAGGAACACUUUACUCACAACACAGUUAGGGGGUGCUCGUACUUCUACAG